UUAACUCCGUCGUCGUGCGUCAAAAUCUUCGCGUUUUGGGCCCUGGUCUCAAUCCGUUCUCUCCUUAUUGCAUUGCCAAUCACUCCUCUUCUUCUCGCUAAUUUUUGUUUUUUCCUAUCAUGUAAAUCAGCUUCUUUGUUUAUUGUUUUUCAAUCAAUUUGCUGUUGCGAACAAAAACGAUAAUUGAUUAUCAGGGUUUGGUUUCUGGUUUAAUUAAGAAAUUUGGAAAGGAUGAUUGAAAGCAUGCCCCAAGAGCAACUGGGUCCUUUUUGUUUUCAGCGUAAGUUGUCUAAAAAGCGCUUCUUUAGGUCUGUGGUGGACAGGGAUGAUAGGGGUUGGACUCCCCUUCAUAUCAGUGCUCGUAAAGGUGAUCUCAAAGCGGUGAAGCAACUUCUCAAUGAAGGAAUGGAUGUGAAUGUGUCAGCAUGGGGUCCCAAAUCAAAAGGGGUGACUCCGCUUCACCUUGCCGCCCAGGGUGGCCACCUUGAAGUCAUGGAUGAAUUGCUUGAGCGAGGUGCUGACAUUGAUGCUAGAACCAAGGGUGCUUGUGGCUGGACCCCACUUCACACUGCUGCCAAAGAAAGAAAGAGGGAAGCUGUUAAAUUCCUGAUUGAGAACGGAGCAUUUUUGCCGGAUAACAUUGAUGAUAGCAGAUUCAAUCCGCCACUUCAUUACUGCCCUGGUCUUGAAUGGGCAUAUGAAGAGAGGGAGCGGUUUCAAAAAGAAAAUCUAUCUGCAGGCGAGACCUCUUAUAGCUUCGAGAGCUGAAUGCUCUUGCUCACU
Pistacia vera is the source of this 783-nucleotide messenger RNA. Its product is annotated as phytochrome-interacting ankyrin-repeat protein 2-like. Gene Ontology annotation, molecular function: protein binding. NCBI's taxonomy places the organism in Eukaryota, Viridiplantae, Streptophyta, Magnoliopsida, Sapindales, Anacardiaceae. The transcript has 3 exons. The record is from RefSeq and is a predicted model, not a curated record. The coding region runs from base 232 to 768 and encodes 178 amino acids.